AGAGCAACUGCAAACAUUCCUGUACAUGAGUUCUACAGACCUACACAACAGGGUAGAGGGCUCCACCAUUGAGACCCCCACCAAACACAAGAACAGGAGCCCUGCAUCCCCUGUUCCACUUUACUGUAUGGUCGAAGCUAGGAGGGACUUGAAUGGAGUGGCAGUCAGGCCUAAGUCUAUGGGACUGACAAAUAUAGCCUAUGAAUAAAAAGAGCCAAUCCGAAGAUGACGUUCGAAAAUUCGAAGCAUAAGCUCUUUCUGGCUAUUACAUUCCUAACCAUCAUGUUCAUAAGUGUCUUAACACAUCGCCAUUUCACACAGAUAUCUCCUGCAAAAGUUUAUUUAUCUGAAUUAACCACGAAACCAGAUGUAAAGUCCAUAAGAAGAAUUACCCUAUUCGAAGAUGAGCUUCUUAUCCUUAACAAGGUAUCUCAAAUGAUCCAUACGGCGAACCUGAACCAUACAGAUUUUGCAUCAAGUGCUAAGAUGAGCAGAGCCACUAUUAUAAACCCAAGAAAGAAGUACUGCACUGGAGACAAUUUAAUUAUCCAAAUUUAUAUGUUUGAUUACUUGGGUAAUAGGAAGACGUAUGGAGGUGACUUCAUAAAGCCUAGAAUAUUUAACUCCGAAAUGAAUGCCGGAGCUUCGGGAGUGGUUGAAGACUUUAACAAUGGAACAUAUCACGUCAACUUUACUUUAUUUUGGGAAGGAAAAGUCUAUAUUUCUUUGAUACUUUACCAUUCUAGUGAGGCGGUUUCAGCUCUAUGGAGAGCAAGGGACAACGACUAUGACCUCAUAAACUUUGUAGGAACAUUUGUGAACAGAAGCCAGUCCGUUAAAAGUGAAUGUGGGUUCAAGGUAGAUUUGACAAAAGAAGUGUGUGAAUAUGGAUCCAUAAAAGACUCUGAGUCAUUUUAUUGCAUCAAACAGGACAAUUUCCCCUGUGGUUCUCUAAGUAUUCUCCAGUCUUUCAACAGAGCCAUUAGCUUCCUUAGUAACAUGGAGAAGCCGUUGUUUAACAGGGAAAAUGUAGCCAUUAAUAUUAAAGGAGAUUUUGAUUACAUUGACGUAUCCACAUGUACAGAUCCAGCUCCAUCUAACUUAAGCACCUGUAGAAUUGGGAUGAAAUCUCCAUUUCCCAGUGGUUUUGCAUUGCAAAAUAAGUGGCAACCUGUCUUCUGUAAUAUCCCUGACUUUAGCACCGAAGAUAAGAUUUAUGCUUGUUUACAGAAUAAGCUAAUCUAUUUUUUGGGAGACUCAACAGUGCGACAAUGGUUUGAAUAUUUGGUAAACACACUAAAAGAAUUCAAGAACUUUAAUCUCUACCGUGCUGGUCUACCUUCAAAACAUUUUGCAGCACAUGAUAAAAGGAAUACACUGCUGUUCUUUAAGAAGCAUAGUCACCCCUUUGUUGCAUCACAUUUCUAUGUCACUAAAGAUGACUUUUACAUGAGUGAUGAAAUUGAUCACUUAGAAGGAGGUCCACACCAUGUGCUCGUCCUCUCAAUUGGGCAACACUUCAGGCCCUUCCCAAUUCAGCUCUUCAUCAGGAGAGUUUUCAAUGUGCACAGAGCUGUGGAAAGACUCUUCAUAAGGAGUCCAGAUACAAAGGUCAUCAUCAAAGCUGAGAACACCCGAGAAAUCCGGGAUGCAGAGAGAUUGAGUGACUUUCACGGCUACAUCCAAUACCUGAUUGUAAAGGAAGUCUUCAAAGAUCUUCCGGUUGCUACAGUUGAUGCAUGGGAUAUGACAAUUGCCUUCAAUACAGAUAACGUCCAUCCACCGGUGACUGUAGUCAGGAACCAGAUAUACAUGUUCUUGUCAUAUAUUUGUUCUUAACAUAUUUAAAGGGCAUCUGUCUAUGAAACUGGGUGACCUGUUACAUGUGCACUUGGCAACAUAAGGCAUCUGUGUUGGUAGGAGCAAUGGGGGUGUUACUGAUACACCUAAAGGCUUCAUUUUCUCUGUAACAGCCGCGCUCUCUGCACUUUGACAGGGCCAGGCGUGAUCACGUUUACACUACUUGACCCUGUAAAUCAAAGUGCACAGGGCAUGACAGUUAUGGAGAGAGUAGAACCUCUAGGUGUAACAGCAAUGCCCCCAUGGCUCCUAGAGGCUCAUUGCAUAUAUAAAACAUUUAUACAGAGGUAAUAGUGGCUCUCCCAGAUUACUUCCUGGAGUGGUGCUCUUGUCUAAAGUGGUUCACCUAACCACUGAUAAAGGUCUAAAUGAUAAAAUAAGAAAGUUGACAGGCACUCUAUAUCUGAUUUUAAAAG
Messenger RNA from Bufo gargarizans (Asiatic toad), 2276 nucleotides. Its product is annotated as NXPE family member 1-like. The transcript is spliced from 7 exons. The record is from RefSeq and is a predicted model, not a curated record. Bases 226 to 1839 code for a protein of 537 amino acids. Lineage: Eukaryota; Metazoa; Chordata; Amphibia; Anura; Bufonidae.